Molecule: messenger RNA, 2180 nt
Organism: Patella vulgata (common limpet)
Lineage: Eukaryota; Metazoa; Mollusca; Gastropoda; Patellidae
Product: retinoid-inducible serine carboxypeptidase
Exons: 12
Coding region: 101-1447 (448 amino acids)
Biological process (GO): proteolysis
Molecular function (GO): serine-type carboxypeptidase activity
Source: RefSeq, a predicted model, not a curated record
UGAUAGUCACGAGACUGGCGUAUAGCCGUACAUUUAGAGGAAACUAUUAGACGAAAGUGACGAUAGUCUAGGGUUUCGAUAAGUCGGAUUUAAGUUCAAAAUGAAGCAUGUACUGCACCCAGAUACCACUGUGACGACACUGAUCAUUUCUAUUUUCAUUAUUUCUAUUGUUAAUUCAAAGACAAUAAAUGUGAGAGAUGACAGAGAAGUAUGGGACUAUGUUACAGUUCGACCGUCUGCCCAUAUGUUUUAUUGGCACUAUGAUACAAUAAAUAGUGCUGGGUUUAAAAAUGUACCAUAUGUACUGUGGCUACAGGGAGGACCUGGCGGUUCAAGUACAGGAUUUGGUAAUUUUGGAGAAAUUGGUCCAUUGGGUGUUGAUUUAAAACCAAGGAACACGACAUGGUUACAGUAUGCUAGUUUAUUAUUUAUUGAUAAUCCUGUAGGAACAGGAUAUAGUUAUGUAGAUAACGAUUCUGCUUAUACAACUGAUGUACAAAUGAUAGCCAAUGAUUUAUUUACUGUUCUAACAGCUGUCAUGGAAAAAGUUCCAGGUUUUCAGUCUGUUCCAUUUUACAUUUUCUCUGAAUCAUAUGGUGGAAAAAUGACUGCUGCAUUUAGUCAAGUUUUAUAUGAUGGAAUACAGGCAGGAAAAAUAUCAUGUAAUUUUAAAGGUCUUGCAAUGGGUGAUUCGUGGAUUUCUCCCAUAGAUUCUGUUUUAACGUGGGCACCAUAUCUUUAUACAAAUUCUUUAGUAGAUUUGCCUGGAUAUAAAUUGGUUGAAGCCGCUGCCAUGAAAACUAAAAUGUUUAUAGAAAAGGAUCUUUUUUUAAAUGCUACGGCUGAAUGGGGAGCCACAGAAUCAAUUGUUGAACAGGUUACAAAUGGUGUCAACUUUUACAAUAUUUUAGAGUGGGGAGGCUCGGACAAAUUAAACAGUAUCAAAUUAAACCAGAAUCUGGGAUCAUUAGAGAAAUUAUGGAAACGUCAUGUUGGAGUUUAUCAAGCUGAAGAUCUUGCAGCAUUAAUGAAUGGUCCUAUUAGGGAGAAAUUACGAAUUAUACCCAAUAAUGUCACAUGGGGAGGUCAGUCUGGUAUGGUAUUUACCAAACAAAGUGGAGAUUUUAUGAAACCAGUUACAGAUAUAGUGAAUAAUUUAAUUAAUAAAACACCUUUAUCAGUUGUGGUAUAUAGUGGUCAGUUAGAUCUUAUUGUAGAUACAUUAGGAACUGAAAGUUGGGUAAACCGUUUGAAUAUAGCUGAAGAGUUUAACUCAGCUUCUCGUAAACCUAUCCUCAAUCCCAUGACAGAUUUAACAUCAGGUUUUGUUAAAAAAGCUAAAAACUUCUCGUUUUAUUGGAUAUUAGACGCUGGUCACAUGGUUCCAUCUGACAACGGUCCAACAGCAGCAAAAAUGCUCCGAAUGAUUACAAACCAGGAUAAUUGAUAUCACAGAAUUAUUAAUUUUGUUAUGUUUUCCAUUUUAAUAAAAUAUUUUGUUGUUAAUAGGCCUACUGUCAGCCACAUGUAACAACUGUGUUUGUCAAUAUAAUUUAGGGUAAGACGCUGGCUUGAUAGCCUGGAGGUCGGGUGUUCGAUCCCUGCAUUGAUGGAGAAAGUUCAUCAGGAUUUUCCAACAUGGUUUCCCCUUGUUAGUGGUGCAGGACAUGGACAACUGUCUAGUUGUUAGGAUGGGACGGAAAACUGAAGUCAAGUGAACACAUUGGUGCACAUGUAAAAGACCCCUUGACAGUUGGAAUUCGAUGUAAGACUAAGAGUAGGCUGUAGUGCCACUGUCAUGGCAAAAUUUCCCUCAUAGCACACUGUGUGGCGUAUCCCCGUCUUCAUUAGCCCAGUUCGGAGCAGAACAGUAGGACAUUAAACCCCAUUUCAUUUCUUUCAAUAUAAUUUAUCACUUAAUGUUUUUGCUCGAAACAUUUUUUAUACACAACACCCUUGUUCUGAAGUGGUGCCUUUUGCUAAUGUACUUAGAAAUGUUAAACAUUUUAUAUUUCCAUGGGAAAAUGCCAUCUUCUCCCGCAAUUGUCCCCUUGCCAGACCCAAAUUAAGUAUUAGUGGGAAAAGCAUAUGCUGGAAUUUAUUUUGUGAGUUUCACCACAUUUAAUAUCAUUGAAGUAAUUGAAAAAUUAAUUUUAACAUGAAUAAAUCUGUGAAAAGUU